AUGCCGAAGGAGGAGCAGUGCAGCCACUGCGACAAACUUCUUCAGACCUCUCCAACCGUCGAUAACGAAGACUAUGCCCGGCUAAUAAAUUAUCUCGUGGACAACUUCGGUUGUUCGUGGGAGUCUGCUCAGUGCACAGUUCGCCGGCACUGGCCGAAUGUAGAUGCAUGUGUAGCUGAUCUGAGGCGUAAAGAACGGCCUUGUCUGGUAGCUGUUGAGGUAUAUUUGCUUCAGCGUGAGCAUAUGCAGGAUCUUGCCAAGUCGUUACUGCCCAUUGACAGCUCGCAGCUCCCUUGUUUCAGCAAAGCAAACCUAAACGGACGCUCAAAGGGAUAUCCCUUACUGACAUGGGCUGAGGUAGCAGAAAAAAUCAACUCCGGGCCUGGGAUUGAGGUACAUUUCGUUGACACAGAUGCUGCUGAUGUGUUAGACGGGCCGGCUGCUUAUGAAGACUUCUAUCAGAGGAAGGUCGUUACAGAGGGAUUCUCAGACAUUGUUGCGUUUGUUACCGCGGUUGAUGGAGUAGUACCACUUGUGGACUACCUUCAUCGAAGGCACUUUGGUGACCCCGACACCCGCCGCCUCGCCUAUCCGUAUGGAGGUUCCGGUCGGUGCUGUAGGGUGCCUAGGUCAAUAUCAGAGACAUAUGCGCGUGCGCACGCUCAGGUUCCGUGUUGCGCUGAUGCUGCGUUGUCUACCGCACGUAGGACGCGCAUUUUACUGGGAAAUGACCCUGCAACGUCGGUGUCAAAAAGGCAAGACAAGAGCAGUAUGCAAAACACAUUGAAGGAGCACGGUUUGCUGUAUAUCAAAGGGUUCUCUGGACGUGAUGUGGGGGAAAUGAAACGGCAGAUGAGGAGGGAACGGAUAAUGUUUCCUGUUAUAGUGAAACCUGUCAGUGGUGCAGGAUCCGAAUUCGUCACCCUAUGCUAUGACGAAAAUGAUGUUGACAUCGCGUUUGCAGUUUCUUCCGAAGUUCAAACGACUCAGCAAACGGACGCCUCCCAUAUGUUGCUGCAGGAGUACAUCGAGGGCCCUGAAUACGUCGUCAAUGUUGUAAGCUACAUGGGAAUACAUGUCGUGUCGGAUGUAUGGAAGAGCUGGAAGUAUCCAUACCCGGUGAAAAGUACCCGUCUGAGGCCAUCUGUGGAAAAGAAGCUAAUGCAGUCGUACCUAACGAGCGGCCGCGGGAGGGAGCCGGUGCCACACACCACCACCGUAUUGAUGUAUGAUCGCAUAGAAUUUGUGCAUGAGUUGUCGAAGUUACCCGCGAGCAGUGAGGAAAGACGUGUGGUAGCUUACACGUUAAAGUGUCUUGAUGCUCUCGGGUUGCAACAGGGGUGCUCGCAUUGUGAGGUCCGCGUGGAUAAUCGCCCCGGUAGCUCCACCAAAGGAAUGCCUGUGUUGAUUGAGCUUAAUGCACGCAUGUUGGGUGAUGUCCCACGGGCAACCAGUUUUGUUGGGUAUGAUCAGUAUAAACUCAUGAUGUACUUACUUUUAUGCGCUUCCUCCAUACCUGAGGAUGAGUUUUCCCGUCUUGAUGUCAGUGGUGAGCACUGUGGGGGUGACAGUCGAGAUGCUCUACCGUGGCCUCCCGCCCCUCAGUUAUACAAUUCGCUAAAAGUAGAUGUCACUCUCCAUGUAGUGUUUGUACGCGCAGCUGAAUCCUCCUACUUAUGUAUUCCGGGCUUCCGCGCCAUUCAGGCCCUGCCGACGUACAAAAAUCUUACGCGAAACUCGACACUGGAAGACCUUAAGCCUGGUAUGUUAUUAGCGGUGUGCAAAACGUUCGACCUCCUCACUUCACCCGGAGCUAUUGUUAUGGAGGGCACCGAUGAUGACAUCCGGCGUGACACCGCCUAUAUCCGACGUGUAGAGAACAAAGACAUGCGCGAAUGGAAAGAUAUGAUUGAUGCUGCCGUGGGAAUACUGAACAGUGUUUAUGUCCCCCUGUCUUCUACCCAAGUGCAUACGCCAUUAUUGGCCAGCGCUCCGGCAGCUUCGAAUGCCCGUAUGGAGUUAUGUGUAGCGGCUUCUUCACUUAUUCAAAGCUAUGAAAGGGCGCGGUUGAGGGUUUUCGACUAUUUCGAAACGAUGGAGCCUCCUCUCUUUAUUCCCAUGGAGUACGGCGAGAAACUGAGACGCUUGGAUGCUACUCAACUCAUCUGUGGUGUGUAA
This is a messenger RNA of Trypanosoma brucei brucei TREU927, 2178 nucleotides long. RefSeq lists its product as hypothetical. The coding region runs from base 1 to 2178 and encodes 725 amino acids. Gene Ontology annotation, molecular function: ATP binding; metal ion binding. NCBI's taxonomy places the organism in Eukaryota, Euglenozoa, Kinetoplastea, Trypanosomatida, Trypanosomatidae. The record is from RefSeq and is a predicted model, not a curated record. The transcript has a single exon.